This is a messenger RNA of Caenorhabditis remanei, 795 nucleotides long. RefSeq lists its product as uncharacterized. Lineage: Eukaryota; Metazoa; Nematoda; Chromadorea; Rhabditida; Rhabditidae. Bases 1 to 795 code for a protein of 264 amino acids. The record is from RefSeq and is a predicted model, not a curated record. The transcript has 5 exons.
AUGUCUACAUCACAUCGCCCACUCCAUUUACCGUACAAACUCUUCAAAACUAAAAAAGACAUGAAUGAAGAAUUCUAUCAGACUGCUUUUGCCUUACUUCCAAUCUCCUUUAUUGGUGUUGUAGUAAACUGGCUCGUCUUCUUCAGUUUUCGUCGAAUUCACAAUUUACAACAUUCCUUCGGACACCUCACCGCAAAUCAAUCAUUAGCAGAUGCCAUCCAUUCAACAACAUUUUUCUUCUACUUUUGUCCAAUGGUAUUACUUAAAGCCAAUACGUAUCGGAUUAUCAUAGCGAUAUGGGUAGUCAUCGGCUCUUUGGAUAUCUGGCUGUAUGAGUAUCUCUGUCACGCAAUAUACGACGAGAAAACUCAUACCCUCGAGUUUGGAAAAACAGAAUUAUGUGGAUUAGUUGGAUGGUACGGGGAUCUGGUCAAGAAUGGGUGCACAGUAAUAUUUAUUGUGGCUUCGGAUGUGCUCACUCUCAUCGGAGUUCGAAGAAUCAGGUCAUUCGUGAACUUCAGUGAUGAAGCACAAAAAAGAAUCUACGUUCGAGAAAAACGAUUUUUGAAGCAGAUCGUUUUUCAAGGAAUCAUUUUCAUUCUGGAACUCUCUACCUAUUUUUUCGUUCCACAAUUCACUCAUAACACACUAAUCAUUUUCUUCGCAACGACGUUCUCCUAUGUGACAGUUCACGUGUUAGAUGGAUUAGUUGUGAUUCUAUGCUAUCCAGAAAUCCGAUCAUUCCUCCUCUGUCGCAGCACUUCUCCUGCAGACUCAUCGGCGUUUAUCACAUAA